This is a messenger RNA of Psammomys obesus (fat sand rat), 2546 nucleotides long. It is a transcript of the gene Trip4, whose product is annotated as thyroid hormone receptor interactor 4. The transcript is spliced from 15 exons. Gene Ontology annotation, molecular function: transcription coactivator activity; zinc ion binding. The coding region runs from base 691 to 2433 and encodes 580 amino acids. Gene Ontology annotation, cellular component: nucleus. Lineage: Eukaryota; Metazoa; Chordata; Mammalia; Rodentia; Muridae. Gene Ontology annotation, biological process: positive regulation of DNA-templated transcription. The record is from RefSeq and is a predicted model, not a curated record.
AUUGGUGACAAAGGUGGAAGAGCCAAGCACCUUCCUGGGGGCUCGAGAAGCCACCACUGCAAAGAGAGGCUCCCGGGACGUAGUUUGCCUUGGUCCGCACCAUGCUCACAGCGGAAGAGACAAUGCUCACGGACUCCCCUGCUGCAGAUGUUUCAACUGGACAAGGAUCCGAAAAUGACGUUCCCGCCACAGUUUAAAUGGGUCUCUUUCCCGCGCGCUCCAAGCUCUUGAGAACCGGGGUUCUUAUUGGUUCCGCGCCUUCACCCUGAGCCAAUUGGCAGCGUCCAGCGGGUGACAGCGGGAGACUUCAGGCAUUGCUGGCCAGUCCAUCAGGCCCAGCGGUAACCACUCCUGGAGGGCGGGCGGUGCCAGGACACUCCAAGGUGGCGCCAAGUGUGGCCGCUGAGGUGCGUAAAUUGUCUUAGCACAAUUGCCGAUGGCCUUCCUGGAAUUCCCCCUCAGCGGCAAAGACCCUCCAGAGCUCGUUUCUCCCACACACGUGUAAACAGACCCGGAAGUUGAGAGAAGCCGGAGGCCGCCCAAGUGGGAGGAUCUGCCAGGAAGGGGGCGCGACCGAGCGGGGCGGUGGAAGCUUGUGGAACCCUCGUCAACGAGGUCGGCGUUGCGAAGGGAACGAGUCCCGCGCAGGACGGGAGGCGUUUGCAGCUCAGCUGGUUCCGGUUGGGGAAGAUGGCGGUGGCUGGGGCGGCGUACCGGGAGCUGCUAGUACAAUGGUGCACCCAGCAGUUGCGGAAAACUUUCGCCCUGGAUGUCAGCGAGGAGAUCAUACAGUAUGUUUUGUCAAUUGAGAGUGCUGAAGAGAUACGAGAAUAUGUGACAGACCUCCUUCAGGGAAAUGAGGGCAAAAAAGGUCAAUUCAUUGAAGAUCUUAUAACCAAGUGGCAAAAGAAUGGUCAAGAGUUGAUUUCUGAUUCUUUUCAGCAGUGCUGGAAAAAAGAUGAAAUUUUAGAUGGACAGAGAUCAGUGGACCAGCUAAAGCGGAGUAGGAGGAAAGGAAGAAACAAACAGGAAGUUCCUGCAUUUCCUGAACCUGACAUGACUGUAGAGGUCAAAACACCUUUAGAUUUGGCCAAGGCACAAGAAAGCAACAACUCAGUAAAGAAAAAGACAAAAUUUGUCAGUUUAUAUACAAGAGAGGGACAGGACAAACUUGCAGUCCUGCUUCCUGGUCGUCACCCAUGUGAUUGCCUGGGCCAGAAGCACAAGCUCAUCAAUAACUGCCUGGUCUGUGGGCGGAUUGUCUGUGAGCAGGAGGGUUCAGGCCCCUGCUUAUUCUGUGGCUCUUUGGUAUGUACUAAUGAAGAACAGGACAUCUUACAGCGUGACUCAAACAAAAGCCAGAAACUGUUAAAGAAACUCAUGUCAGGGGCAGAGAAUUCUGGAAAGGUGGAUGUCUCUACGAGGGACCUUCUUCCUCAUCAAGAAUCUCGGAUGAAGUCUGGUUUGGAGAAGGCUAUCAAGCAUAAAGAAAAACUGUUAGAGUUUGACAGAACUAGUAUCCGAAGGACCCAAGUCAUUGACGAUGAGUCAGACUAUUUUGCCAGUGAUUCUAACCAGUGGCUGUCCAAAGUCGAGCGGGAAACCAUGCAGAAACGAGAGGAGGAGCUGAGAGAACUCCGACAUGCCUCCCGACUUUCUAAGAAAGUCACCAUUGACUUUGCAGGGCGGAAGAUCCUAGAAGAUGAAAAUCCACUAGCAGAGUAUCACAGCAGACUAGAUGAGACAAUACAGGCCAUUGCAAGUGGAACUUUGAACCAGCCACUCAGCACGUUGGACAGAUCUGAAGCACCUUUGGGAGUUCUGGUAAAUCCCAACCUGUCCCAGGCCCCUCCCCAGUGGGUAGACAACACUGGUUCAGCUCCUCAGAAGAAGACUUCACUCUCAGCAGGACCAAGACUAGCGCUCAGCUUACAUCAACACCAGCUGCGAAUCCAGGACCAGGAAUUCCAGGAAGGCUUUGAUGGCGGCUGGUGUCUCUCUAUGCAUCAGCCCUGGGCUUCCCUGCUUGUCAGAGGGAUUAAAAGGGUGGAGGGCAGAUCCUGGUAUACUCCUCACAGAGGAAGACUUUGGAUAGCAGCCACAGGCAAAAAACCUUCCCCUCAAGAAGUCUCAGAACUCCAGGCUACCUAUCGUCUUCUUCGUGGAAAAGAUGUGCAAUUUCCAAAUGAUUAUCCUUCAGGUUGUCUUCUGGGCUGUGUAGACCUAAUUGAUUGCUUGUCUCAGAAGCAAUUUCAGGAGCAGUUCCCCGACAUCAGUCAAGAAUCCGAUUCUCCAUUUGUUUUCAUCUGCAAAAAUCCCCAGGAAAUGGUUGUUAAGUUUCCUGUUAAAGGAAACCCUAAAAUCUGGAAACUGGAUUCCAAGAUCCAUCAAGGAGCAAAGAAGGGGUUAAUGAAGCAGAAUAAAGCUGUCUGACCCAGGAAAAAAGGAGCUAUACAACAUAGUGGAGUCUUGUGUACUAAAUUGCUACCCACUGGUCCUUUGGGAUUAAAGGCUUGGCACCAGGCUUCAAUCUCUGAGAAUUUAAA